Molecule: messenger RNA, 543 nt
Organism: Lonchura striata (white-rumped munia)
Lineage: Eukaryota; Metazoa; Chordata; Aves; Passeriformes; Estrildidae
Source: RefSeq, a predicted model, not a curated record
AUGCUGUGCCGCGCGCUGCUCCGCCGCGCCGCCGCCGCGCCCGCCCGUGAGUACCGCGCCUCCCGUCCGGUACCGCGCCUCCCGUCCGGUCCCGCGCCUCCCCGCCGGUCCCGCUCCUCCCCGCCGGUCCCGCGCCUCCCCGUCCGGUCCCGCGCCUCCCCGUCCGGUCCCGCGCCUUCCCGUCCGGUCCCGCUCCUUCCCGUCCGGUCCCGCGCCUCCCCGUCCGGUCCCGCGCCUCCCCGUCCGGUCCCGCGCCUCCCCGUCCGGUCCCGCGCCUCCCCGUCCGGUCCCGCGCCUCCCCGCCGGUCCCGCGCCUCCCGUCCGGUCCCGCGCCUCCCCGCCGGUCCCGCGCCUUCCCGCACGCCCUCCCUUCCCCAUCCAUCCCCGGCCGCCCGCACAGCCGCGGCGGCCGCCUUGCGGCUCGUGGCGCCCGAGCCUGUGGGGUCUGAGGCGCUUACGGUCCGUCUGUCCCGUUGUAGGUCGGUCCUCAGCGCUUCCCCUGCAGCAUCUCUUGGACAGCUACCAGUGCAGCCGAGAAGAUGA